Schistosoma margrebowiei is the source of this 2980-nucleotide messenger RNA. Lineage: Eukaryota; Metazoa; Platyhelminthes; Trematoda; Strigeidida; Schistosomatidae. The record is from the annotation of a GenBank genome assembly.
ACCUGCAGGCGCCCAGUUCUCAACUUUUGAAUUUUUUUUGAAAUGUCGAACUCAGACUUAUCAGGUCGACAUGGUGGUGGGCUUUCAGGUGCAGCAAGCCCGGAUCCAGAGGAACCUGCUUUCGAGGAUGAAUCCGCCGCCAUACUGGGUGAUGACAAUCUUGAUGAAGAAGAGGAAUCCGGAGAGAAUUUAUUCGGUGACGAUAUGGAGCGUGAUUAUCGCCCCAUCCCGGAGCUUGACGUCUAUGAGGCAGAAGGUCUUGCAGACCCUGAUGAAGACCUAGAGGAACUAUCACCGAAUGCUCGCGCUGAAGCUGAACGUGAAAUGAGACGACGGGACCGUGAGCGUCUGCUUGCGACUGGCGGACUUAGACGUGAUCUUAUAGCCGAUUUGUACGGUGAGGAGGAGGAGGAAGAAAUAAUUCCUGCACGUCACAGGCGUAUUGCCGAGAGAGUUGCUGCAGGUGAUGAAGGUGAUUUAGAACCUGAAGGUGUGCUGGAAAGUAUCGAAAACUUGGAGGAUAUGAAAGGAAUGUCUGUCGUUGAAUGGGUCCAGCAACCUGUCACUCGUCAAGAAAUCAAAAACCGUUUUAAAGCAUUUCUCAGAACGUUUUUGGACGAAAACGAUCGUAACGUAUAUGCUGAGCGUAUAGUACAAAUGGCGAGAGAAAACAAACAUAGUCUGCAUAUUGAUUACCAACACCUGGCGUCGGCGGAGCAAGUCCUAGCAUAUUUUUUACCAGAAGCCCCACAACAUGUCUUAGAGAUCUUCGACGAGGCUGCUCGUGAAGUCACAUUGACUCGGUUCCCUCGUUACGACAGAAUCACUAAUCGAGUCCAUGUCAGAAUAAACGACCUUCCUCUCAUUGAGGAUCUCCGAUGUCUUCGCCAUUUUCAUCUUAACCAACUUAUCCGAACAUGUGGAGUAGUUACAAGCAGUUCUGGUGUCCUGCCUCAGUUGAGCGUAGUCCGCUACAACUGUACGAAAUGUGGGUGUCUUUUGGGCCCAUUUGUUCAAAACCAAACAGGCUCAGAGGUCAAACCUUCUACCUGUCCAGACUGCCAGUCAGGUGGUCCAUUCGAACUAUGCAUGGAACAGACUGUUUAUAGAAAUUAUCAACGUAUCACUAUUCAAGAAAGCCCAGGCAAAGUUCCAGCAGGUCGUCUUCCUAGGUCUAAAGAUGCUAUUCUUCUAGAUGAUCUGGUUGACAGCUGCAAACCGGGGGAUGAAAUAGAGUUAACUGGAGUAUAUACACAUAGCUAUGAUGGAUCACUCAAUACUAAGCACGGUUUUCCAGUCUUUGCAACUGUCAUAUUAGCAAACAACGUUGUUCGAAAAGAUGAUAAGGUCGCUGUGGGGACAUUAACUGACGAGGACACAAGGGCGAUCUUGAAACUUUCACGUGAUGAAAGGAUUGGUGAUCGAAUUUUUGCUAGCAUAGCUCCAAGUGUGUAUGGUCAUGAAGAUAUUAAACGUGGCAUUGCACUGGCACUUUUUGGCGGUGAACCUAAAAAUCCUGGAGGAAAACACAAGGUACGAGGUGACAUUAAUGUUCUUCUCUGUGGUGAUCCGGGGACUGCAAAGUCACAGUUUCUUAAGUGUGUUGAGCAGCUAGCUCCAAGGAGUGUUUUUACAACUGGUCAGGGAGCAAGUGCAGUUGGUCUAACAGCGUAUGUUACUCGCAGUCCAAUGAGUCGGGAGUGGACUUUGGAAGCUGGUGCACUUGUUCUUGCAGAUCGUGGUGUGUGUUUAAUUGACGAAUUCGAUAAGAUGAAUGACCAGGACCGAACAUCUAUACACGAAGCCAUGGAACAACAGAGCAUCUCAAUAAGUAAGGCAGGUAUUGUUACAAGCUUGCAAGCAAGAUGUACUAUUGUUGCUGCUGCUAAUCCUAUCGGUGGUCGUUAUGACCCGAGCAUGACAUUUUCUGACAAUGUCGAUCUCAGCGAACCAAUUUUGAGUCGUUUUGAUGUUCUUUGUGUUGUUCGUGAUGCAGUAGAUCCUAUUCAGGAUGAAAUGCUUGCACGCUUUGUUGUUGGAAGUCAUAUGCGUCACCAUCCUAAUAUGACGCUGGAGGAGCGUGUUGCUCUGAAUGAUCAAUUAGCAGAACGUGGUGUUCCCCGAAGUGGAUCUUAUGCAGACAUCCAACCACUAGAUCAGGAAUUGUUAAAGAAAUACAUUCUUUAUGCAAAAGACCGUAUUCAUCCUAAGCUAAAUCAAAUGGAUCAGGACAAGGUAGCUGCAGCUUACGCUGAUCUAAGACGGGAAUCCAUGGUAACUGGGAGCUUACCAAUAACUGUCCGACACAUCGAAUCGGUAAUCCGUUUGUCUGAAGCACACGCUCGUUUGCAUUUGCGAGAAUUCGUUAAUGACGAUGAUGUUAAUAUGGCUCUCCGUGUCAUGCUAGAGUCAUUUGUGUCUACUCAAAAAUUCAGUGUCAUGAAGUCAAUGCGACAGACUUUCUCCCGAUUUUUGAGCUAUCGUCGCGACAACCAAGAAUUGUUAUUGUUCUUGCUUAAACAGUUAGUUCAAGAUCGGUUAGCUUUCGAACGUGUUCGACAUGCUGGGAGUCAAGAAUGGCGCAUCGAAGUCACUGAACGAGAAUUCGCUGAGCGAGCCAAGCAGAUAAACAUCAGUUCUGUUCGUGCAUUCUUGCAAAGUGACCUUUUCAAGUCACACCAUUUUGUGUAUGAUGCCAGUCGGAAAGUUAUCGUUCAUACGGUAUAAAUGUGAGCCACUUGUUGUUUGGUUCAUUGACAAUACAUUGGUACUGAACUAGAUUCUCACUUCAUACAGCUGACAUUUCUGUGCAUCUGUAUAUCCUUAUUUUUUCUAAAAUAUAUCAACUAUUGACCUGUUUUACUUAUUAAAUAUUAUAUACUUCUAUUUUAUCAGAUGUAUCAUCCAUUGUUGUGAAAUACUAUGAUCUGUACAUCGCUGAUCGUUUUUCAUGCUAAUUAAAUAAAUGUUCGCCCAUUUA